CCAAAGCACCUUUAACAAACAAUUUCUACAUUUUAUUCAAGUUUCGCUAUGAUUAUCAAAUAAGCAUCAGAUAAAAGUGCUUCACACUUGCUUGUGUAAGCCACCAUAAUGUGAAGAUUUCUCUAUUUACUUGAUAUGAACCAUCUCAUGCCUAAGAUGAGUAGGAAAACCCUUAUCCAUCUUCUCCUAGUAUGCCUGCUGCUUGUGGCUUAUCUACACCAUUUCUCCACCCAAAUCAAGGUUCCAGCUACAGAAUCAGUUCAAUUCAAGCUCAAGCCUGCACAACCAAGCUUAAGAUCACGCAAGGCAAACCUCUUGCCGUCCUGGGUAAGGAAUUCAAUCUCCCAAAUUCCGGUUUACAUUUCUAAUCAUCUUAGUACGGAUGGUUUAUACCUACACCUGCAUCUAUUCAAUGAUAUAAACCAGGCUGAAGGGAAGAAGGUUCACAAAAGUCCAUCUGGGCCCAAUCCAGUAGGAAAUCACAAUCCACCAACCAAGCAAUAAAUCAACUAAUGCGCUUCUUCCGCACUAAACACAGUCCAUCCCUUGAAGUAGAAUAUCAGAUGUAUUCGUUUAGGUUGGAAAUCCUGAUCCUGAGGAAUUUGUGCUUGUGCAAAAGUGAAACUUAUUUGAAGAUUCCUACAUCUGAGACCAAUAUGUCAAGAAACUGCAUAUUUUUGUUUCUCUAUUUUCCUUUCUUUUCUUGAACUGCGUUCAUUUUUUAGCCAAAGAAUUCUAAUAGAAAUACAAACAGGAGUUAUUAUUAUUUUUA
Ricinus communis (castor bean) is the source of this 772-nucleotide messenger RNA. RefSeq names its product CLAVATA3/ESR (CLE)-related protein 46. NCBI's taxonomy places the organism in Eukaryota, Viridiplantae, Streptophyta, Magnoliopsida, Malpighiales, Euphorbiaceae. The coding region runs from base 136 to 504 and encodes 122 amino acids. The transcript is spliced from 2 exons. The record is from RefSeq and is a predicted model, not a curated record.